Messenger RNA from Oncorhynchus nerka (sockeye salmon), 1186 nucleotides. Its product is annotated as putative nuclease HARBI1. Bases 331 to 813 code for a protein of 160 amino acids. The transcript is spliced from 4 exons. Lineage: Eukaryota; Metazoa; Chordata; Actinopteri; Salmoniformes; Salmonidae. The record is from RefSeq and is a predicted model, not a curated record.
GUGUGGAGCAAAUGGUUUGUGUGGCCUUGCGCUUUUUUUGCUAGUGGAGCCUUCCUGUACUCAGUGGGGGAUGCAGAACAGCUGAACAAGGCCACAAUUUGCCGCACAAUAAGGAGUGUGUGUCUGGCUAUCAAAGCAUUAGCAGAUGUCUUCAUCUCCUUCCCUGGCCACAGAAGACUCUGUGACAUCAAAGAGGAGUUCUAUAGGAUUGCAGGUUUCCCCAAUGUCAUUGGUGCAGUGGACUGCACACACAUAAGGAUAAAAGCCCCCUCAGGUGCCCAUGAGGCCGAUUUUGUGAAUAGGAAAUCCUUUCACAGCAUUAAUGUUCAGAUGGUCUGCAAUGCUGACUGUGUGAUCAGCAAUGUUGUGGCAAAAUGGCCUGGCUCAGUCCAUGACUCCAGAAUCUUUCGGGCCUCUGAAAUCUAUCAGUGCCUAUCACAAGGUGAAUUCUCUGGUGUGUUGCUGGGAGACAGGGGGUAUGGCUGCCAGCCUUUUCUCCUGACACCUUUCACAGACCCCCAGGAAGCACAGCAGGCCUACAACCAUGCCCAUGCCAGGACCAGGGCCAGAGUUGAAAUGACCUUUGGCCUCCUGAAGGCACGCUUUCACUGCCUUCACAAAUUAAGGGUCAGCCCUGUUAGGGCAUGUGAUAUUACUGUGGCUUGUGCUGUCCUCCACAAUGUGGCCUGCCUGAGGAAGGAGAGGGCCCCCAGAGUGCCACCAGCCAUGGACUGGGACAAUCCGGCAAUCUUCCCUGAUGACGACAGUGGUCGGCUGCUGAGGGACCAAUAUGUGUUGAAUUAUUUUAGUUAGUAUGUGUGCUUUCAAUUUUGGUUAAAUAUGUCCUGCGGUGGCAGAGGAAUUUGGUUUUUUUUGGGUUCGUUUUUGACGAAUUUGGCCUCUUAUGAUGUUUGUGCGGUAUACUGUGUGUAAUACAAGGCUGCAGGGAGGCUACUGCAUCCAUUCAUUUGUCUGUUCAGUUGAUGUGUAUGGAUUUGUCCUGCAUUUAUUUUAGUGUGCAGACAUGCAGGGUGUGUUAUAUACAGACCUUUGAAUGUGUAUGUAUCAUUUUGUAUAAUAUGCUUGGAUUCUGUGCUUUCCAUCUUGUAGAGUCACUGUGACUUCAGUUUCGAAAGGAGCUGAUGGUUUACCUGCUUUGUUUUGUCCUUAUUCAAUAAAGGAACAU